AAUGUCGGCCCAGUCAAUUUCAAAGUGAAAGGUUCGAUUUACCGAUCUAAGCUUAUGGGCUUGAUUGUGGGCUCAACUUUUAAAAUUGGGCUCAAAUGGUAAAUUACGUCCGUUGGGUUGAAUCGAACCGAGCUUGAGAUAUAUCUUUUUGGGCUGGGCCGAACCAACGACCUAUUUCGAUGUAGGUGAAAAAAUAACAUAAAAAAAUUAAUCAUACCGUCAAAUUCUGAACCCCUUCACUCUCGAACCAUUUUAUUCCAUUGCCGUCGCCGCCGUCCACGGUGCCGAACCGCCCAAGAAAGCUUCAUUUCAGCAACAUUUCCGCCGUAAUCUCAAAUUCCGGCCAACUUUGGAAACUCCCACUCCUCCCCAAACUAUCUACAAACGUCUACCCAAUUAAUUGAGUUUGAAAGUAUCGACAAUGGCAAUUAAAGCCGUUCGGCAGCUAAAUUUUCUUCAUCUUCUUCCCAUUCCCUAAUAACUAGCUCCCAAAUUUUGAUAAUAAACCAGAAACUCAAGUUCCUAAACGCACAGAAAAAUCUUCUUAUUCAAUCCAAAUCGGAGCUAAACUGGCGAAACAACGAAAAUUUUGCUUGGGCAUUUUACUCGCCGUAACUGGGCUCGUAAUUUUACUCGUGAUUUUAGGGUUUCCAGUUUUCAAGCCCAAACGGCCCACAAUCGCCGUCGAUUCGGUUUCUCUGCUCGAUCUGGCCGUCUCUCUGGACCCCACGAGGCUCGCCGUCGAUCUGAAUCUCACUCUGAUGGUGGAUCUCUCCGUCAGGAACCCUAAUAAAGUGGCCUUCAAAUACUCCGAUGGCACCGCCGUCAUCAGAUACAGAGGGGAAGAAUUCGGAGAAGCGCCGAUUCCGGCCGGCCGGUUGGCGGCCGACGGGACCCAGGGAAUGAACCUCUCACUGACGAUGAUUGCGGACCGGCUGCUCGCCAAGCCGGAGCUCUUCCCCGACGUGGUCGCCGGAGAACUUCCGAUCAGCACUUACGCCAGACUUUCCGGUAAAGUGACGGUAAUCGGCGUGUUCAAGAUUCAUGUUGUGGCCUCGACGGCUUGUGAUUUCGCCGUCGACAUUAAAAACCGAAGUAUUGGAGAUCAGCAGUGCCAUUAUCGAACUCAGCUCUGACAAUUUCGGAUCGGCGAUUUUGGGGGCCGCCGGUUUUGGCCUGAGGGUUUGUUUUAGUAUUAAUUUCUCACGUUUUAUUUUUUUAUUUAAUUUUUUAGGCGUAUGUGGAAAUUGAAAAUUGAAGAAGAAGGUAGGGGUAAAUCUGGAAAUGUGUGGUAAAUUCAAAGCGGUUUAGCGAUGGUUGUGGUGGUAAUGCGCAGCGCGUGACUCGUCCAUCGACACGGGAUCGGGUUUCCGAGAGGGUAUAAUGGUAAAUCAGCUUGAGAGAGAAGAGAAAGGA
This is a messenger RNA of Momordica charantia (bitter melon), 1416 nucleotides long. NCBI's taxonomy places the organism in Eukaryota, Viridiplantae, Streptophyta, Magnoliopsida, Cucurbitales, Cucurbitaceae. The record is from RefSeq and is a predicted model, not a curated record.